GUUUCCGGAAGACGUGGCGGCUCUCGCCUGGGCUGUUUCCCGGCUUGAUUACUCCCUACUUUGCUUCACACCCUGGGCUCUUCGAGGUGCUGUCGUCGCUACCCUGACCACUGCAGUCAUGAUCUCCUUAACGGACACCCAGAAAAUUGGAAUGGGAUUAACAGGAUUUGGAGUAUUUUUCCUGUUCUUUGGAAUGAUUCUCUUUUUUGACAAAGCACUACUGGCUAUUGGAAAUGUUUUAUUUGUGGCUGGCUUGGCUUUUGUAAUUGGUUUAGAAAGAACAUUCAGAUUCUUUUUCCAAAAACAUAAAAUGAAAGCUACAGGAUUUUUCCUGGGCGGUGUAUUUGUAGUCCUUAUUGGUUGGCCUUUGAUAGGCAUGAUCUUCGAAAUUUAUGGAUUCUUUCUCUUGUUCAGGGGCUUCUUUCCUGUGGUCGUUGGCUUCAUUAGAAGAGUGCCAGUCCUUGGAUCCCUCUUGAAUUUACCUGGAAUUAGAUCAUUUGUAGAUAAAGUUGGAGAAAGCAACAAUAUGGUAUAACAACAAGUGAAUUGAAGACUCAUUUAAAAUAUUGUAUUAUUUAUAAAAAUUCUUUGAAGAAUAUUCAGCACAAAAUUAAGUUACAUGAAAUAGCUUGUAAUGUUCAUUGCAGAAGUUUAAAAUGUAUACCUACAAAGUACCAACAGCAGUUAACAAAGAAGCAGUGAAAACAGGCUUCUAGUCAAGUGAUGUAAGAAGUCAGCAAGCAAACUGAAGAAGAUGAAAUCUGUUACAAGGCAUAAUGAAACUCUUGAAGGCGAUUUUUAUUGUUUUUCCACAAUGUGCGAAAACAGCCAUUCUUAGAGAACUAUGAUGCCUGUUUCUUUUUUUUUUUUUUUUAUUUUGAAGGUGCAGGAGCACCCACAGGCAUUUACUUUUUAGAACUGUCCACUGCCGUGACAAAAGUAUUUUCUGUUGCGCUGUGUCCCCGAAAGUGAUGCAUGAGUUAGAUUGGAUUAUGUCAUUUAAUGUAUUAAAACCAAGGAAAACCCA
Messenger RNA from Rhinolophus ferrumequinum (greater horseshoe bat), 1027 nucleotides. RefSeq names its product golgi transport 1B (gene GOLT1B). Gene Ontology annotation, biological process: retrograde transport, endosome to Golgi; endoplasmic reticulum to Golgi vesicle-mediated transport. NCBI's taxonomy places the organism in Eukaryota, Metazoa, Chordata, Mammalia, Chiroptera, Rhinolophidae. The transcript has 5 exons. Gene Ontology annotation, cellular component: membrane; endoplasmic reticulum. Bases 119 to 535 code for a protein of 138 amino acids. The record is from RefSeq and is a predicted model, not a curated record.